Molecule: messenger RNA, 1261 nt
Organism: Cercocebus atys (sooty mangabey)
Lineage: Eukaryota; Metazoa; Chordata; Mammalia; Primates; Cercopithecidae
Gene: HSD17B14
Product: hydroxysteroid (17-beta) dehydrogenase 14
Exons: 9
Coding region: 199-1104 (301 amino acids)
Biological process (GO): steroid catabolic process
Cellular component (GO): cytosol
Molecular function (GO): estradiol 17-beta-dehydrogenase [NAD(P)+] activity
Source: RefSeq, a predicted model, not a curated record
GUCUGAGGGAGGAGGGGCUGGGAGGCUGGACUCCUGGGUCUGAGGGAGGAGGGACUGGGGCUCCUGGAUUCCUGUGUCUGUGGGAGGAGAGGAGUGUCUGAGGGAGGAGGGGCUGGGGACAAACUUCCAGGUCCCUAGCCUUCCUGGCAACGCCCCCCGAGGCUGGACUUCCACGAUCCAGCUUCUAUUGAGGAUUUGAUGCGACGGCCUCACGGGGCUUUGGAGGUGAAAAAGGCCCAGAGUAGAGACACAGAGAGAGAGAGAGAGAGAGAGAGAGACCGGUGGACACGGAUGGCUACAGGAACGCGCUAUGCCGGGAAGGUGGUGGUUGUGACCGGGGGCGGGCGCGGCAUCGGAGCUGGGAUCGUGCGCGCCUUCGUGGACAGCGGGGCCCAAGUGGUUAUCUGCGACAAGGAUGAGUCUGGGGGCCGGGCCCUGGAGCAGGAGCUCCCUGGAGCUGUCUUUAUCCUCUGUGAUGUGACUCAGGAAGAUGAUGUGAAGACCCUGGUUUCUGAGACCAUUCGCCGAUUUGGCCGCCUGGAUUGUGUUGUCAACAACGCUGGCCACCACCCACCCCCACAGAGGCCUGAGGAGACCUCUGCCCAGGGAUUCCGCCAGCUGCUGGAGCUGAACCUGCUGGGGACGUACACGUUGACCAAGCUCGCCCUCCCCCACCUGCGGAAGAGCCAAGGGAAUGUCAUCAACAUCUCCAGUCUAGUGGGGGCAAUUGGCCAGGCCCAGGCAGUUCCCUAUGUGGCCACCAAGGGGGCAGUAACGGCCAUGACCAAAGCCUUGGCCCUGGAUGAAAGUCCACAUGGUGUCCGAGUCAACUGUAUCUCCCCAGGAAACAUCUGGACCCCACUGUGGGAGGAGCUGGCAGCCUUAACACCAGACCCUCGGGCUGCAAUCCUAGAGGGCAUGCUGGCCCAGCCACUGGGCCGCAUGGGCCAGCCCGCUGAGGUCGGGGCUGCGGCAGUGUUCCUGGCCUCCGAAGCCAACUUCUGCACGGGCAUCGAACUGCUCGUGACGGGGGGUGCAGAGCUGGGGUACGGGCGCAAGGCCAGUCAGAGCACCCCCGUGGACGCCCCCGAUAUUCCCUUCUGAUUUCUCUCAUUUCUACUUGGGGCCCCCUUCCUAGGACUCUCCCACCCCAAACUCCAACCUGUAUCAGAUGCAGCCCCCAAGCCCUUAGACUCUAAGCUCACUUAGGAAGGUACCAGGUCACCUGCAGGUUCCCAUAAAAGCAAUUUGCAGCCAGAAG